Molecule: messenger RNA, 1508 nt
Organism: Phalaenopsis equestris
Lineage: Eukaryota; Viridiplantae; Streptophyta; Magnoliopsida; Asparagales; Orchidaceae
Product: mediator of RNA polymerase II transcription subunit 36a-like
Exons: 7
Coding region: 302-1240 (312 amino acids)
Biological process (GO): rRNA methylation; box C/D sno(s)RNA 3'-end processing
Cellular component (GO): box C/D methylation guide snoRNP complex; small-subunit processome; nucleolus
Molecular function (GO): rRNA methyltransferase activity; RNA binding; histone H2AQ104 methyltransferase activity
Source: RefSeq, a predicted model, not a curated record
CCCCUCUCCGCCCAAAACCCUAGCCUCACCCUUUCUCGCUCAAACUUCACAUCCCCGCCUAAACCCUCGCUUUUCUCGCUCCCCCUCCCCCUCCCGGUUUCGCUCAAAACCAUCGCCUUCCUCAACGACGGGAUCGCGGAUUACGUAGACCACCGAAACUUCCAUCUUUCUCAUCCUUACGCUCCACCGCUACCAGAAACCAUUGAGGAAGGAUUUAGCCUAAAUCUUGCUUGACGGCUACCGAGCUGCCCCUAAAAGAGCCUAAGUUCUCCCCUUGAACUUUUUUUUUCGAGGUGCAACCAUGAGACCUCCAAGAACUUCAGGCGGUGGGUUCAGGGGCCGGAGUGAUGGAGGCGGCGGUAGGGGCCGAGGAAGAGGUGGUGGAGGUAGAGGCGGAGGAGGUAGAGGCGAAGGAAGAGGCGGCGGGAGAGGCCGUGGAUUUGGCGGCGGCCGAGGAGCUGGCCGAGGUGGUACGAGGGGGAGAGGUGGCCGUGGGGGGAUGAAAGGCGGAAGCAAGGUCGUAGUGAUGCCUCAUCGACAUGAUGGUGUUUUCGUAGCGAAGGGAAAGGAAGACGCCCUCUGUACUAAGAACAUGGUUCCCGGUGAAUCCGUCUAUGGGGAGAAACGUGUUUCUGUUCAGACUGAGGACGGAACUAAGAUGGAGUACAGGGUGUGGAAUCCAUUUAGGUCGAAACUUGCAGCAGCGAUUCUUGGUGGUGUUGAUAAUAUUUGGAUCGCUCCUGGCUCUCGGGUUCUCUACCUUGGAGCUGCAUCAGGGACUACAGUAUCACAUGUUUCUGAUAUUGUUGGACCGACUGGUGUGGUCUAUGCUGUUGAAUUCUCGAAUAGAAGUGGUAGGGACCUCGUAAAUAUGGCGAAAAAACGCACGAAUGUUAUACCAAUAAUUGAAGAUGCCAGACAUCCUACUAGAUAUCGGAUGUUAGUUGGAAUGGUGGAUGUUAUUUUUUCUGAUGUUGCUCAGCCGGAUCAGGCAAGGAUAUUAGCUUUAAAUGCUUCAUUUUUCCUCAAAAAUGAGGGUCAUUUUGUCAUCUCAAUUAAGGCCAAUUGUAUCGACUCCACAGUGCCUGCUGAGGCAGUGUUUGCUCAGGAAGUGAAGAAACUUCAAGCCGAUCAGUUCAAACCCUUCGAGCAGGUUACUCUUGAGCCUUUUGAACGUGACCAUGCCUGUGUGGUUGGUGCUUACAGGGUGCCAAAGAAGAAGAAGCAUGUGGAAUCUUAAGAAUUAUUUGUGUGGAUUUAUUUCUAUUUUUAUCAUUCCUCUUUUUUUUUUGAAGUUUAGUGCCUGUUUAUUUGAAUUGUUGGUACCCAUUAUCGCUCAACUUAGUUGCAGUCUGUUGAAGAAUUAGAAGCCUUUUGAUUUUGUAAUGGUCACCGUUUAGUUUUUGUCCGGAUUAAUGUUCUUAUUUACUGUGAUCCAGUGCUUGCUAAAUAAUGUUGCUACUGUUAUAUUUGAGAUAAUCACAUGCAUAGAACUCAAAGCUUAGGUG